Messenger RNA from Torulaspora globosa, 942 nucleotides. RefSeq names its product aldo/keto reductase family protein. Lineage: Eukaryota; Fungi; Ascomycota; Saccharomycetes; Saccharomycetales; Saccharomycetaceae. The coding region runs from base 1 to 942 and encodes 313 amino acids. The transcript has a single exon. Gene Ontology annotation, cellular component: cytosol. The record is from RefSeq and is a predicted model, not a curated record. Gene Ontology annotation, molecular function: oxidoreductase activity.
AUGUCAAGCUCGCCUAAAAUCGUCUACGGGGCAUACCCAUUUGGUUUACUUCCACAUGAGGAAGCAUCCAAAAUAGUUGAAGCUUUAAAGAAGAAUGGUAUCAAAGAACUGGAUACGGCCAGAAUCUAUCCAGGAAGCGAGAAAGCCAUUGGUGAGCUGAACUUACCUGAGCAGUUUGUGAUAGAUACUAAAGCUAAGGGAUUUACUGAUGGUAGCUUGACGAAAAAAGGAAUCGAAGAAUCAAUUACAGAGUCGCUGGGUUUACUAGGAGCUGAGAGUGUCAAUAUCUUUUAUUUUCACUGUCCCGACCGCGACACAGAUAUCAAGGAGACUAUCGAUGCGAUCAACGAAUUGCACCAGCAAGGAAAGUUCAAGAAGUUUGGGCUUUCAAACUUUCCAGCAAAGGACGUUGAGCAAGUAUACAAUUACGCUAAAAGUAAAGGUUACGUUUUACCAACCGUUUAUCAAGGUAAUUAUAAUGCCGUGGCUCGCAGAUCAGAAUCUGAGCUGUUUCCUUUGUUGAGAAAGCUCAACAUGGCUUUCUACGCAUAUUCCCCUAUUGCCGGAGGGUUCUUAGCAAGGAGCACUGAUGGUAUCAAGAACGGUGAGGGCAGAUUCGAUCCAAACACUCCAGUUAGCCAGAUCUAUGCCAAGCUAUACAACAGACCCGUACUUUUGACAGCUCUUGAUAGGUGGGGCGAAUUAGCACAGGAAGUGGGCACAUCGAAAGCUCGUCUGGCCUACAGAUGGGUUGUGCAUAAUUCGAUACUCUCUGACAAAUUUAGAGAUGCCGUUAUUAUUGGAGGCAGGAACGCUGAUCAAGUGGCUGACACUCUAGAUGCCAUUUCCGAGGGCCCUUUGCCCGCAAAUAUUGUCACCGACAUAGACAAGCUGUGGGAGAAAAUUAAGCACGAAGCACCUCUUGAUAAUUACUCGUUCUGA